Messenger RNA from Nylanderia fulva, 1876 nucleotides. It is a transcript of the gene CaMKI, whose product is annotated as Calcium/calmodulin-dependent protein kinase I. Gene Ontology annotation, biological process: protein phosphorylation. NCBI's taxonomy places the organism in Eukaryota, Metazoa, Arthropoda, Insecta, Hymenoptera, Formicidae. Gene Ontology annotation, molecular function: protein kinase activity; ATP binding. The record is from RefSeq and is a predicted model, not a curated record.
UAAUACAUAUACAUAUAUAUACACAACAUAUAAACGCGCGCGCGCGCGAAUUCGACAAGAUGCCGCUCUUCGGCAAGAAGGACGGGAACAAGAAAAUCAAGAAGGACGGGAAGGAUGACAGGUCGCCCUCCGUUGAGGACAAGUACGUCCUGAAGGAUCUCUUGGGCACGGGUGCCUUUUCCGAGGUAAGGCUAGCGGAGAGCAAAGAGAAGCCUGGUCAAAUGUUUGCCGUGAAGAUAAUCGACAAGAAGGCGCUAAAGGGAAAGGAGGAUUCAUUAGAGAACGAAAUCAAAGUCCUGCGAAGGUUCAGUGAAAGUGCGACACCACAGAGUGGUGGCGGAUCGCUCAGGUCGGAUAGUAGUGGCGAAAAGAGAUGGUUAACUCAUCCCAAUAUCGUUCAAUUGCUGGAGACGUUCGAGGACAAGCACAAGGUCUAUCUAGUUAUGGAGCUGGUCACCGGUGGCGAGCUGUUCGACAGAAUCGUUGAAAAGGGUUCAUACACAGAGAAAGACGCGUCCGGCUUAAUAAGACAAGUGCUCGAGGCGGUCGACUACAUGCACGAGCAGGGUGUCGUACAUAGAGACCUCAAACCUGAGAAUCUUCUGUAUUAUAGCGCAGAUGAGGACAGCAAGAUCAUGAUCAGCGAUUUCGGCCUAUCGAAGAUGGAGGAUUCCGGAAUUAUGGCGACCGCAUGCGGUACCCCGGGUUACGUCGCACCCGAGGUUCUCGCGCAGAAACCCUAUGGCAAAGCGGUGGACGUUUGGAGCAUAGGUGUCAUCUCGUAUAUCCUCCUGUGCGGUUAUCCUCCGUUCUACGACGAGAACGAUGCCAAUCUAUUCGCGCAAAUUCUCAAAGGUGAAUUUGAAUUUGAUUCACCGUACUGGGACGACAUCAGUGAUUCCGCGAAGGAUUUCAUUCGAAAGCUGAUGUGCGUCAACGUCGAGGAGCGUUACACUUGCAAGCAGGCUCUUGCACAUCCUUGGAUUUCCGGCAACGCAGCUAGUAAUAAGAACAUCCACGGUACUGUAUCAGAACAACUUAAAAAGAACUUUGCCAAAUCGAGGUGGAAGCAAGCGUAUCACGCGGCCACGGUCAUACGGCAGAUGCAACGGCUGGCGUUAAACAGCGGCCAGCAACAGCAGCAGCAGCAGCAGGUGCAAGAGGGUACAGGUUCGAUCGGCCCCUCCGGCGGCAACCCCAUGCAAUAUCGAGAACAGUCGCAAAUCAGCUACAACCAGCACACGGGGUCGCUACCCUCGAGCCACCUCAGCAACUGAAGCAGACCGGCAUCGUUCCUGGCGUCGCCGAGCGUCUGCUGACGUCUACGAUCUCACUUCUCACGCCAUUCCAAUUUCUCCCGCCGAUCGUUUCGUCGCCGACGCUAUAUUAUAUAUGCGCAACAAACCAACGCUUCAAGCUGUGGGGCAGCACACGACGCACCGCUCUCUCUCUCUCUCCCCCCCCCUCCCCCUCCUCUCUCUCUCUCUCUCUCUCUCUCUCUCUCUCUCUCUGUCCGUUCUAUUUCCGGGACAACUUGGGAAGCAACGAAAGCGUAAGAAGAAUCCAGGUAAAGUCUUGCGAAAGACCAUCCGGUUGCAUCACCGCGAUGUAGCGUUUGAGCUACAGGAGCGACGGGGAUAGAUUACACUGUUCAACAAGAAAUAUCUUUUUUUCAAACACCGGAAAGAGACUAGUCGUUACUUUUAGUUUUUUGGAUGCUGAAUACCAAUAUCAAACCAGCAUAACAAAUUUCUUUUAAGGUUGUAAGUCCUAAUAAUAUACUUUAUUUUGAUUGCGAUAAAACUUCUUUAGCACGUCAUAUAUGUAGCUGUAAUAUAACAAAAUUCAUGAAAAAAGCCCUUUUUUGCAACUUUAA